UGUGAAUUUCAAAAACCAAUAAGAAUUCACAUAUAGAUCUCCCAAGAUAAGGACACCCUCCUAUAACCCCUAUAAAUACAACCCUACAAGCCCACCAACACCAAGCAACCCAACCAACACUACAUACAAUCAAUACUUAUCACUUCUGAUCUACCAAUGGCUGCCUCUACAAUGGCUCUCUCCUCCUCCUUUGCAGGCAAAGCGGUGAAGCUCACCCCCUCCGCCCCUGAGCUCAAGGGCAAUGGCCGUGUAUCCAUGAGGAAAAGUGCCGGUAGGCCUGUUUCCUCUGGAAGCCCAUGGUACGGCCCAGACCGUGUUUUGUACUUGGGUCCAUUGUCCGGUGAGCCCCCAUCCUACUUGACUGGUGAAUUCCCUGGUGACUAUGGUUGGGACACCGCUGGGCUCUCUGCUGACCCAGAAACCUUUGCUAGAAACCGUGAACUAGAAGUGAUCCACUGUAGAUGGGCCAUGCUUGGAGCUCUUGGUUGCGUCUUCCCUGAGCUCUUGGCUCGCAACGGAGUCAAGUUCGGCGAGGCUGUAUGGUUCAAGGCAGGAGCCCAGAUCUUCAGCGAGGGUGGUCUUGACUACUUAGGCAACCCAAGCUUGAUCCAUGCACAAAGCAUCUUGGCCAUCUGGGCAGUCCAGGUUGUGUUGAUGGGUGCUGUUGAGGGUUAUAGAAUUGCCGGUGGACCGCUCGGUGAGGUCACAGACCCAAUCUACCCAGGUGGGAGCUUUGACCCAUUGGGCUUGGCUGAUGACCCAGAGGCAUUUGCUGAGCUUAAGGUGAAGGAAAUCAAGAAUGGCAGAUUGGCUAUGUUCUCCAUGUUUGGAUUCUUUGUUCAGGCCAUUGUGACAGGAAAGGGACCAUUGGAGAACUUGGCUGACCACCUUGCUGACCCUGUCAACAACAAUGCCUGGGCUUAUGCCACAAACUUUGUCCCUGGAAAGUGAAUGGAAAAUCUUGUAAUAUUUUGAGUGCUUUUCCUUCCAAAGUGAAGGCAAAAAUUGUGAUAUGACUAGUAGCGCGGAAAACGUAUUAUCUGUCAAAAACUAGUCCAAGUGGAUGAUUAAUUUUUUUUUUUAAUCCAAUUUUUAACCUUCUUGUCCUCA
This is a messenger RNA of Hevea brasiliensis (rubber tree), 1110 nucleotides long. Its product is annotated as chlorophyll a-b binding protein of LHCII type 1-like. The transcript has a single exon. Gene Ontology annotation, cellular component: plastoglobule; chloroplast envelope; chloroplast thylakoid membrane. Gene Ontology annotation, biological process: response to light stimulus; photosynthesis, light harvesting in photosystem I. The record is from RefSeq and is a predicted model, not a curated record. NCBI's taxonomy places the organism in Eukaryota, Viridiplantae, Streptophyta, Magnoliopsida, Malpighiales, Euphorbiaceae. The coding region runs from base 157 to 951 and encodes 264 amino acids.